AUAUUUGUAAAAUAUUUCUAAAAUAUUUUGUAAUAUUUGUUGUUGAAAACUAAAGAAGCCCAGUGAAAAUGAUCAAGAGUGAAGAGGUCGCAGAUCGCUCGGUUAUGACGAUGGAUCAGCUGGGUGGCUACUACCACGAUCACCGCGCCCAUCCCCCCUUCAGCCACCCACAUGCGCACACCCACAACCACACACACAACCACACACACAGCCACCCGCACAGUCACACCCAUAGUGGGCAUCUAUAUAGAGCAGGGAAUCUACUGAGCAGUGGCAAUUACCAGGCAAUGGGUGGUGGAGAAUCACCCACGGAGUUGAUCGAUGAAAAGCCGAAUAUCGGCUACAUGGAGCUCAAGCAUUAUAUGGAAGUAACGCCCACUGCCACGCCCGUUUCGGCCGCCCAGCACUACAGCCUCAGUGCGCUGCACAGCAUGGCCACACCGCCGGCCUCCUCCAGUCCCAUACCUCCGUAUGGCGUUCUAAUGACUGCCCAUUCGGCGGGAUCCGCUUCGCCGCAAUCGAACUCGAAGACGCCCACGGAUUUGGCGCAGGAUCUGCAGUAUGUGAGCUCCAGCACAGCCGCCAAGGUGCAGCCAUUGCAGGUGCAGCUGCAGCCGCUGAACCAUCAGUACGCGUCCACCAUUAAGUACUGCUCCAACAACACCAUACUCAGUGCGAACGACUACCAAUUGCUGACCAGCCAGGACCAGGUGGAGCAACAGCAUCCACCGCCGCCGCCGUCGUCGUCGCAGCAGCAGGUGCCAUCCAGCCAGCAGCUCCAGCACUCACCAGGCGGCGCCUACAUGCCGCGGAUCACCACAUCGCCGUCGCAGGUGAUCAGCAAUGCGCACGGCAUGAAUGUGCUCAACUACUCCAGUUCAAGUUCCUCGCCAGCCAAGUCGCUCAACGGCUCGGAGUGCUCGCCAAUCAGCCAGAAUCCGCUGGAGAACAAGGGCGCGGGAUCAGCGGCUGGUGGCACUGGUGCUUCCAGCAACCAGGAUGCGCCCAGCACUCCGGAUACCACCAAGAAGUCGGGCACCCGGCGGCCCGAGAAACCAGCGCUCAGCUAUAUCAAUAUGAUUGGACAUGCGAUCAAGGAGUCGCCCACUGGGAAACUAACGCUCUCGGAGAUUUACGCCUAUUUGCAGAAAAGCUACGAAUUCUUUCGAGGACCCUACGUGGGCUGGAAGAACUCGGUGCGCCACAAUCUCAGCCUGAACGAGUGCUUCAAGAAGCUGCCCAAGGGCAUGGGCGUGGGCAAGCCGGGCAAGGGUAACUACUGGACCAUCGACGAGAACUCGGCGCAUCUCUUCGAGGACGAGGGCAGCCUGAGGCGCCGACCACGCGGCUAUCGUUCCAAGAUCAAGGUGAAGCCCUAUGCCGGCCAUGCCAAUGGCUACUACGCCGGCAGCUAUGCCGAUGCGGGAAUGGACAAUGGCAACUAUUACGCCUCGCCCGCCUUCGCCAGCUACGAUUACGGCGCAGCUGGAGCGAGCAGCGUGUCACCAGCUGGUGGUCAAGGAUUCGCCGAUCCCUGGAACGCCCAUGCCGCCCACAGUGGCUCCUCGACGGUGGGCGUGGGCAUGGGCGUGGGCGUGGGCCCACUGCCCCAGUACACGAACAUAUCCUGCCUGGCAGCAGCAGGCGGCAAUCUGAAUGGCUCGGCCACCACGCCCCCGCUGGCCCACUCCACCCUGGGCAUGGCCCCAUCAUCGCUCCCACCCUCAAGUUCGCCAGUGAGCCUGGGAGCGGCGGCGUCGCUUCAAAGCGACUAUGCGCCAACCGCGAGUCUCGUGGCAGCGGGCUACUCCUAUGCAACAAGUGCCGCCAGCCUGGACAACGGCCUCCGCUCGAUUUCGCUGCAGCAACUGCCCGGCUUAUCCAGCAUCCAGCAUGCCCAGGCUCAGGCCCAGGCACAGGCACAUCACCAUCACCAUCAGCACCACUCGAGCCAUGGAGGAAGCCAUCCGGGCCAUGGUUCGAUGCACCAGAACCACGGCACAUCGUCCAUGACGCCGCCGCCAUCGCAGUCCGGUGGCAGCCAUGUGAUCGAUCAUUCGCCCAUUGAUCGCAAGCCGGUUUACCUGCCGCCCAUCACCCCGCCCCCCACCUCGGUGGCUCUGAAUGGGGGCGGCGGCUACUACGAGGGCCUCAAGUACGCCAAUUAGCCAUUCCCCCGAAAAUUGGAAUGGCGUGCAUCAAUAUUACCUCAAAGGACACAUUAAUCACGUUUAAUUAGGCUCUAAGUAGUGGCGGAGAAGAAGUAGUUGCAUAGUGCAUAGAAGGGAAAAUAUAAAUGAAAAUAUAUAUAUAUACAUACAAAUAGAA
Messenger RNA from Drosophila yakuba, 2328 nucleotides. Its product is annotated as forkhead box protein biniou. Gene Ontology annotation, biological process: regulation of transcription by RNA polymerase II; animal organ morphogenesis. The record is from RefSeq and is a predicted model, not a curated record. NCBI's taxonomy places the organism in Eukaryota, Metazoa, Arthropoda, Insecta, Diptera, Drosophilidae. Gene Ontology annotation, molecular function: DNA-binding transcription factor activity, RNA polymerase II-specific; RNA polymerase II cis-regulatory region sequence-specific DNA binding. The transcript has 4 exons. Bases 69 to 2168 code for a protein of 699 amino acids. Gene Ontology annotation, cellular component: nucleus.